GGAGACCGCACCAGCUGCGGAGGCGGCCGAGCGUGUCUCUGAGGGGCGGGUUCGGUCCCGCUGUCGCGGCCCCGUCGGUUCUCUCCGUCUCCCUACCCUCUCUAAACUUCGUCUGCUCUUACCUCUUGAGCUUCUGUCUGGGCCCUAGAGAUGUAGCCUGGGGUCCCCAAACCAAGGCCGAAUGCCACUGUAGCUAUGGCGGCCCCCGAGGAUUGGGGCGGCCUCAACCUAACUGGGGCGUGGCUUGGGGGCGUGGCCUCGGCGGGGCGGCCGCCUUGGAGCUGCAAAGUUUGGCUGUGGCGGCAAAUGGGUUUGGGCGGCUCCUCGGCGGGUGGCGGUGGUGGCCUUAGCGGUUCCUCCUGGCCCUGUUAAUGUCAGGGCCAAGCCCGGGGAGGAUGGCGCCCUAGAGCCUGGCCUUGCUGGGGUAGGGGCGGGAGGGGGCCGGGGCGGGGACCGGCCAUGUCGGAGGUGACCCGGAGUCUGCUGCAGCGCUGGGGCGCCAGUCUUAGGAGAGGCGCCGACUUCGACUCUUGGGGCCAGCUGGUGGAGGCGAUAGACGAGUAUCAGAUAUUAGCAAGACACUUACAGAAGGAGGCCCAAGCUCAACACAAUAAUUCUGAAUUUACAGAAGAACAAAAGAAAACCAUAGGCAAAAUUGCGACAUGUUUGGAAUUGCGAAGUGCAGCAUUACAGUCCACACAGUCCCAAGAAGAGUUUAAACUGGAGGACCUGAAGAAGCUAGAACCAAUCCUGAAGAAUAUUCUUACAUAUAAUAAAGAAUUCCCAUUUGAUGUUCAGCCUAUUCCAUUAAGACGUAUUUUAGCACCUGGUGAAGAAGAGAAUUUGGAAUUUGAAGAAGAUGAAGAAGGUGGUGCUGGAGCAGGGCCUCCUGAUUCUUUCUCUGCUAGAGUUCCUGGUACUUUAUUGCCACGGUUGCCAUCGGAACCAGGGAUGACGUUACUCACCAUCAGGAUUGAGAAAAUUGGUUUGAAAGAUGCGGGGCAGUGCAUCGAUCCCUACAUCACAGUCAGCGUGAAAGAUUUGAAUGGCAUAGAUUUAACUCCCGUACAAGACACUCCUGUGGCUUCAAGGAAAGAAGAUACUUACGUUCACUUUAAUGUGGACAUUGAGCUCCAGAAACACGUUGAAAGGUUAACCAAAGGUGCGGCCAUUUUCUUUGAAUUCAAACAUUACAAGCCUAAAAAGAGGUUUACCAGCACUAAGUGUUUUGCCUUCAUGGAGAUGGAUGAAAUUAAACCUGGGCCAAUCGUAAUAGAACUAUACAAGAAACCCACUGACUUUAAAAGAAAGAAAUUGCAAUUGUUGACCAAGAAACCACUUUAUCUUCAUCUACAUCAAAGUUUGCACAAGGAAUGAUCCUGAUACAAAUAACCAAGAACUUGUGUGAAUUUUACCACUCAGAACCCAUCAUAGCUCUGAGUAGCAUAAUCACCCUUCAACAGGCAGGAAGUGAGCCCUUCAACAGGCAGGAAGUGAGCCCUACCCACGCCAGCUGACCAAGCGAGUCUAUUGCACAGCCGGACCCCAGAACAAAAGUUCAGCACAUCACUGACCUAUCACUCCUUUGGAUACAGGUUUAUUGUAGAUUUGGAAACGUUUUCACUUUUCUAUUAAUUGUGCAAUGAAUAGUCUAUUUUCUCAUUGCCUCUACUCCCCUGUUUCCCGGACAGCACUGUUGUAGAUGUGCAGAACUUCAGACAAUGCAGCAAUAAGAAUGUGCAAGAGUCUACGUCUCUGCUCACUUCUGCUCCAGUAUGCUCUUCUGGUUUCAAUGCCACGCUGUGAGUUGAAGUGGGUAGAACUGCUCUGAGAGGAACUGGACUAGUUACAUUGCCUAGCAAAGUCUCCUUAGAAGAGACCUAGCCUGGUGCCAUGGGUCUCCUGCAUAGAAAGUGUGACCUGGCCAGAUGAGCAUCCCACCCUGAGUGUUCCCCGGAUGACCAGACUGAUUUCCUGAAGAGAGCACGUGUAUCGUCAGGUGGAUUAUCUGCUCUUCUCUAUUGUACUGCUAAUUCUUUCUGGUAGUUCUAGGGUUAACGUUGGAACCAUCUCAGAAUAACUAUGGAUUUGAAAAUGUGUUUACAGUAUCUUUUAAACUGUAUCAUUUAGGAACAGUUGAGUCAGAUGUCAAGAUGUUGCGGGAUAACUGCUGCUUUCCUGACCACCCGUUGUGAGACCUUAAGACCCCGUACCUCUCCUUAGUAUGCAAAAAUCUGGAAAGACUGUCUAUUUUUUUUUAAUAUAGGUAGAUAGGAUUGCCAUUUAUUUCCUAUUUAGAUAUACAGUCAUUCAUCCAUAUGAAAAUAUGCAGGUCACUAGUUUAUUUUGAAUGGACUAUUUACUUUUGGUGUAACAAGGCAUAAAUAAAACUUUGAAAGCACAUGAUGGAUGGUUGUUACACAGAGCAUUAGGACUCAUGAGGGGCUUUCUGUGGGUUAGACAUGCCAUAUACUUUAAUAUUCACAUGUCAGUGACCUCACCACACCAUUCAAUAUACUUGCUUUUUCAAGUAAAUAACCACAAGGAAGAUGUCUUAAACUUGUCCUUCAAGAGAUCUAGUCUUGGCUUUCAUUCAGCACCUACUAGGCCACUGUUUACUAGAUGGAGCUUAAUAAAAACUGUAUUUCAGGUUCAACCUGAAAAAAAAUCCACAACCAAAUUAAUCUUGAUUGGGUAGUUCCAACUGCUAAAAUCAUCCCAUCUAUAAUAGCUCUAGGGGGAGGAGAUUUUUGCCUUAAAUUAGCUCACUCUCCCACUCAGGCUUUGAGUUGUAGGUCCCCAGGCUGUAAGCUCCUGGGGCAAGAGUUGUAGCUGUCAUGGAAGGGUCUAAGGUACUUGGCAGUACUCUGUACCUGGGGAGUACUCAGUACAUUUUGUUUGAUAUUGCUGACUAGACAUAAAAAUUAAUUCCUUAAAACCUAUUAUUAUUAAAACGUAGCAAAGACUGUACAUUGUCCUUUCUCAUUUCUUACAGAUCAUAAAAGACAAAUAGCAAGGUGGUAAUUUUCUGUGCUACAGCACUGAUCAUUCACACAGCAUGGCAUAUAUGAACCACAAAUGCCUGCCGUCAGGGUUAAUAAAGCACUUUAGUGGAACAUGAUAUUAAAAACUAAAGCUCGCCAGGCACUGGUGGUGCACAUCUUUAAUCCCAGCACUCGGGAGGCAGAGGCAGGCAGAUUUCUGAGUUUGAGGCUAGCCUGGUCUACAGAGUGUGUUCCAGGACAGCCAGGGCUACACAGAGAAACCCUGUCUUGAAAAAAAACCAACUAACC
Molecule: messenger RNA, 3293 nt
Organism: Mus musculus (house mouse)
Lineage: Eukaryota; Metazoa; Chordata; Mammalia; Rodentia; Muridae
Gene: Aida
Product: axin interactor, dorsalization associated
Exons: 10
Coding region: 460-1377 (305 amino acids)
Source: RefSeq, marked validated